AUGAUCGUGGUAUUGACUGCGAUUGUCUCAAUUGGCCUUCAGCUCCUUGGAUACAUCUGGAAAUGGGGGCAUGUUGACGAGCCUCAGAGCGGCACCCCCUCCGCCUAUUUGAUACCAUGUCGCGUAACGCAUAGUCGAGAGCACCCUAAGAAACAUGCCUUUUCUUAUUUCUACCUGGCCGUGGGGAUACUCAUCGGCUACAGAGGUAAUGUUAAUGGAAUGAUAUCUGUGGAUGACCCGGAUGUCUCUACAUCCUGGCUAUCCAAGAUUUGGCGGGCGAGAAGCUGGUUUCGCGUUUAUGCAGCUGAUUAUUUAGAGAGAGGAAAUAACAAGCUUGGACUUCGUGCCAAACUUGAUAAUUAUCUCAGAUCUCAGGAUGCGAAUCCGGCGGACUAUCCUCACGCUUUCCUUGUUACCGCACCAAAGUUUCUCGGAUAUCAAUUCAACCCUGUCUCAUUUUGGUACUUAUACUCUCCUGACUGGACCCUCUCUGCUGUUGUUGUGGAGAUGAAUAACAUCUUUGGCGAGAGACGGCCAUACCUGGUGUUGCGUGACACCACAGACGAUGCCACGCGGAUUACUUCAAAUGAGGGGUUUCAACUGACACCUGUCUGGGUAAAUGCUUCGUGGAAAAAGGAUUUCCACAUGUCUCCCUUCAAUUCUCGCAAAGGGUCUUAUUCCUUGCUGGCCAGAGAUCCUUUUGAAGGUAACAUGGAGGGCUUCAGCGGCAUCGACAUAUCUCUUAAUCUCGUCUCGUCCAAGGACCAGCCUAAACUGGAUGUUCGAUUAUAUUCCGAAGGCAAAGCACUUGGCACUUCACAUAUGGGACCAUUGGAACAGGCAAAAUUUGUUUUGACGUGGUUCUGGGUAGGAUUUCUGACAUUUCCUAGAAUGGUCAGACAAGCGGCAUCCUUGUUCUUUUACCAACAACUACACAUCUGGUACCGACCAGAGCCGUUAAAGGAUAGCAUCGGGAGGCUCGCAGACACUACCGAAGCGAAACUGGAACUAAUUUUCCGGCACUAUCUACGAUUUCUCGUCGAGCAAUCGACAAGCCCGCUGAGUGUGACUUAUGUUCCAAGUGGCCUUCUAGAGAGCAGCGAGGAAACGUUCACCUCCCCAGGAGCAGCGGUUCAUCCGGAACAAGCAGAGUGCUUGAAGAUCAAAAUACUUACACCAGUCUUCUACUCUCGAUUUGUUCAUUAUGCGCAUGAUUUUGAGGCUAUAUUCUGCGAACUUGCGGAAAGCUGCACCAUCUGGGUUGACCAGCCUGAAACGCUGCCCAAAAUCUUUCUAAAGAAACAAUCGCCGCCGUUACAUGUGCCAAGCUUUAUGGAUUAUCUGUAUUUCAAGACAAUUCAGCGGCUGCGACGUCGGCCGGCAAGGAUUACGCGCCCGAUGACUUCGGCAGGUUCAGUCAGACCCACGACGACUCCAGAGGACGUUCGAGGCUUUCGCAUAUCCCCCAUGGAUGCAUUCGUGCUGCAAUAUUCUAGCCAAGAAACACGGGCCUCAUAUCGAUCACUGCUUGCUCGAAUGUUUGUGGCCGACCGGGUUUUCUUUGGGAGACCCGCGAUUAUUGACGCUUUACUGCUAUCGGGCGUCUUUGGCGUCGCCUCGUGGUUGCUAUCCUUUGGGUCGGCAACAUCAUGCUGA
Messenger RNA from Trichoderma breve, 1656 nucleotides. RefSeq lists its product as uncharacterized. The transcript has 3 exons. Bases 1 to 1656 code for a protein of 551 amino acids. NCBI's taxonomy places the organism in Eukaryota, Fungi, Ascomycota, Sordariomycetes, Hypocreales, Hypocreaceae. The record is from RefSeq and is a predicted model, not a curated record.